Condylura cristata (star-nosed mole) is the source of this 1244-nucleotide messenger RNA. RefSeq names its product GIPC PDZ domain containing family, member 2 (gene GIPC2). NCBI's taxonomy places the organism in Eukaryota, Metazoa, Chordata, Mammalia, Eulipotyphla, Talpidae. Gene Ontology annotation, molecular function: protein binding. Bases 1 to 966 code for a protein of 321 amino acids. The record is from RefSeq and is a predicted model, not a curated record. The transcript has 6 exons.
AUGCCCCUGGGACUGCGGGGUAAGAAAAAGGCCGCGUCCAAGGAGACCGCCUGUUUGGUGGAGUGCAGGAAGGCGGGCGGCGAUGGCGGCGGCGGCGCUGGCUGCAACAGCCCCGGGUUCCCCCAGCCCCCCUCACGGCGGCUGGCUUUCCACACGCAGCUGGCGCACGGCAGCGCCACGGGCAGAGUGGAGAAUUUCUCCAGCAACCGGGAGCUUUAUGAGAAGAUCGCGGGCGUGUUUGAGAUCGCGCCAUCCGAGAUCUUAUAUUGCACUUUAAACACACCUAAAGUUGACAUGGAAAAACUCUUAGGAUCACAAAUAGGUCUUGAAGAUUUCAUAUUUGCCCAUGUGAAAGGGGUCGAAAAAGAAGUGGAGGUGCAUAAAUCUGAGGAGUCACUUGGUAUCACCAUUACAGAUAAUGGUGUUGACUGUGCUUUUAUAAAGAGAAUUAAAGAUGGCAGUGUAAUUGACUCAGUUAAAACAAUAUGUGUCGGGGAUCAUAUUGCAUGCAUAAAUGGAGAAAAUACUGCUGGGUGGCGUCACUAUGAUGUGGCUAAGAAGUUAAAAUCACUAAAAAAAGAGGAAGUCUUCACCAUGAAGUUAAUAGAACCUAGGAAGGCAUUUGAAAUAGAACCAAGAUCAAAUGCUGGCAAGUCUUUACCAAGAAAGUUGGGUACUGGAAGGGAAACACUUCGCCUGAGGUCAAAAGGUCCUGCCACUGUGGAAGAAAUGCCCUCUGAAGCCACAACAAAGGCGAUUGAAAAGGUGGAUGAUCUCCUUGAAUUGUACAUGGGAAUUCGAGAUACUGAGUUAGCAACCUCAAUAUUUGAAGCUGGAAAAGACAAAAGAAACACAGAUGGAUUUGCGGUGGCUCUCAAUGAAAUGCUUGGAGAAACAGCUUUCCCAGAGGAAUUUGUCUUUGAGAUUUGGGGAGCUAUCAGUGAUGCCAAACAGGGACGAUUAUGAUGUGGAUGAACCCCUCGCUGGAAAAACGAACCAUUGUUUCUUAAAAACAAGACAAAGUGCUAAAAUCUGCUUGCAAGCACCAUUGCGGACUCUCGUUUGGUUUUAUGUUUGGAAUAUAUUUGAGAUAUAAUUUCUAGAUACCUUUUAAUACAACUGAUAUGUACUGUGCUUAAGAUAAAUCACAUAAAAUAUGGUCUAUUUUAAUACUCAUUCAAAGUCUUUGUUAAAGUAAGUUUCAUGGGAAUCUGGGAAUCUUCCUAGACUGAUGAUUUUACUCC